UUUGAAGUUUGAAAAGUGCAACCUUAUGGCACUCGUGCUUUCAAAAUUGGGCGUUACUGCACAUGUAUAUCGAAAUAAAGUGCUUGGUUUGAUAUUGAAUUACUAUGGACACAAUCCUGUUGAGUGAUCUUGAACGUUUCUACUUAGUACAAGGAGUUGAAGUGGGAUGUAGAAUGGAUGGUCGUGAACCAAGUGAAUAUCGACCUUUGGAAAUUGAAACCAAUAUUUUAAGUCACGCGACUGGUUCAGCUAGUAUUCGUAUUGGUGAAACAUUCAUUGUUUGCUGUGUUAAAAUGGAGGUUGGCAAACCUUCUUUAACUAACACUGGUGAAGGUCGUAUUGAAAUAAAUGUUGAAUGUUAUCCUACAGCAACUCACCGGUGUAGUGAGAAGGCAGCGUCCGAGCUGGAGGAACGUUUGAAGACAACAUUACAAUCAACCUAUCAAUCGAAGUUUAUAGAUCUAAGCCCUCUGUGUAUCCAACGAGGUCGACAGUGCUGGGUCAUCUAUAUCGAUCUGCUUAUCUUAGAAGGUGCUGGAAACUUACUUGAUGCUUCCUCCCUGGUAGUCAAAGCUGCUCUACUAAACGCUACACAGUCAAAUUCUUUAUUAUUGUCUGUUUUUCAAAACAACCCAAAGUCUGUUGAGGCAGAAGUUCACCAGUUUCGUGGAGAUAUGUUGCCGUUAUUUGUCACAAUACAUAAGAAUGUCUAAUUAUUAAACUACUGGUUAUAAUUAACGUUAUAUUCGUCAUAGUGUUGAUCUAUUUGAUGCUUUCAGUAUCAUACAAACUAUUUUCCUGAUGAUCUUCAUAUUUCAUGCAUACCUCUAAUUCACUAGACCUUCCAUUAACAAUUGACUCAGAACACUGUAUACUCGUAAAAGUAAAUCCGAAAAUAAAUGUAUGUUUUCACAUGCUGCUUAUUUCAUUUCCUGUAUAAGAGCUUCAACAUUGUAUUAUGCAUUUAGUGACACUUGUUCAUGCUGUCUAGUCAUCUUAUAUAAACGUUUAAUUUGAAUCGGGUAAUUUAGUUACAUUUUACUACCACCAUAAAAAAACUACAAGCAUUUAUAAACAAUUGUUUACGCACGAUACUCAAUGUCCGUUGAUCGCAUGCCAUCAGCAACAGCCUACUAUGGGAGAGAAUAAACCAGCUUCUAUCUGAAGCGGAAAUUAAGAAAUGGUGGCGGUGGACAAGACAUACAUUUCAGGAAUCAUCAAACUGCAUCACGAAGAAUGCGCCUACUUGGAACGCUGAAGAGACGGAAAAGUGGAAUUCCAGAGAAUACACUGCGUCGAGAACUGGAAGCAUACAUCAAAAGGAUGAACAGCAAGUCCAUGAAGUCACUGACAAGUGGACUGAGUCAUGUUGGUAGGUGUAGACUACCUGGUUGGGAACCGCGAGAUGACAGCAACCGAUGGUUAGAGAUCCUGAAUGAUAUGGCUCAAAAUCGUUUGCAAUGGCGCAAGUGCAUCCACUCUUUGUGUUCUCCCGAAUUCUAAUUUCCUGAAUCCUCCUUGCCUCUCUUUUUUCUCUUUCCAAAUUUAUUUCACUGGAUUAUACUCCUUGAGUAACAUCUCCAAGCCCUAAUGUUUCCGGUUACUGCUCAUACUCUUACUACCUCUACCACUACGGAAUUUGAGUCGACAACUGCAUCUCCGUGUUAAUGUAGUGUGGCAACCCGAACUGAUGUACGUACGUACGAAGUUCUACGUUGUUACUGACUGA
Molecule: messenger RNA, 1729 nt
Organism: Schistosoma guineensis
Lineage: Eukaryota; Metazoa; Platyhelminthes; Trematoda; Strigeidida; Schistosomatidae
Source: the annotation of a GenBank genome assembly